Molecule: messenger RNA, 1249 nt
Organism: Erinaceus europaeus (western European hedgehog)
Lineage: Eukaryota; Metazoa; Chordata; Mammalia; Eulipotyphla; Erinaceidae
Gene: SMIM28
Product: small integral membrane protein 28
Exons: 2
Coding region: 152-631 (159 amino acids)
Source: RefSeq, a predicted model, not a curated record
UCUUUUCCUUGUUGCCACUCACCAGAGAACGAAUAUAUCAACAGCCGUCAGCAAAGCACAUCCAAGCUGGAUGCAGGCCAAGAACAAGCAGCAUCGUGGACAUCUGGGCAGAGAGGUGGAAGGGUUACCGGUGCAACAGUGAGAUCGGAACAUGCGGAGACUGCUGGGCAGCAGCUGGAGGAAGUUCGGACAUGCUGGCAGGGGGAGUUAUGAGUGGUUAACUAGUGAGCCAAGCCUACCUCUUCUGGAAACCCAGCUGCAGGGCACUCAGAAGAUAAGUUCUACCCAAGAAGAUGUGGAGCCCUUCUUAUGCAUCCUUCUUCCAGUGACCAUCCUGCUCUUCCUGGCUUUCCUGUUGCUUUUCCUGUACCACCACUGCAAGACCCCACGACCUCAGGGGCAAGUGUUCAGUAUUGACCUCCCAGAGCACCCACCUUCUUCAGAACUCACUGACUUCCUGCCGGGCUUAUCCUGGAGCAAUGAACACACCUUCCCAUACUCACCUCUCCCCAGGGAGACUGCCUUCCUCUCUGUGUGCUUACCACCUUCCUAUGAAGAGGCCACAAGAAAUCCCCCAGAUGUUGUACUUCAGUGUGAAGAGGGCUCACCAAGGCUAGGUGAGCAUAUAUAAAUUGUUCUUGGAAACUAUUUAAAACACAGCCCUCAACCUUAAUAAGAAGACACAUGAGAAGGGAAGAAAAAAGGAAUCUAGAUCCAAGAAGCCACUACACGUUGGAUGGAAGGGACAAACCCCUUCAGCUGGGGACAAAGCUCAUCUACUUAACCCAUCUUCAAUUUUCUUAGGGGAAGUUUUCCCAGAUCACUCUAAAGAUGACUGGACCCUCCAAAAUGUAUAGUAUCAGCAGUAGAAAAGAUCUUUGUGAGUUGAAAUCAAUCAAAUUUAGAAUUACUAGUAAACAUAGCAACUGUGGCUGAAGAAAAAGUGUUAAUACUAGAUGAACCAAAGGUAACUUAUCUCCAGUGAAUAAAUGUCUUCCUAUGUAAAGUGAGCCCUCAUGUCCUCACUUCUAUGUGAGGGCUUCAAGAUGCAGAGUAUUGUAGAAGGAACAAAAAGCACCUCUAGAUCUCCUGAGUAGUCAGUUAUGCUAUAAAUUAAAGUGAAACAUGUUUCAAUAUUAAAAGUAUAAUUGGGCUGGAAAAAUAGCUCAUCUGGAUAAUGCUCCUGCUUUGUCAUGUACACAACUCAGGUUCAAGACCAGCCCCUAUUGACUGAAGAUUCUUCAGUGGU